UCUGUAGACGGCCAUGGAUAGCCAAAUAAAGUGGAAAGCGAAACGGAGGCUAAAGGGCGCGCGGCUUGCUUUAGCGAUGCUCGUGCUUUUUGCCGCAGCAACCACGUCGUCGCGCGCUGGACCAGUGGAUUCAGCUGACCUCCUGAAGAUUUUAGAUUUUCCAAGCUUGCCUGACGGCAUAACAAAAACUACAGGCUUCUGCACACACAGGAAGUCAUCGAAAGGGCCUGAUGUAGCCUACAGAGUAACCAAAGAUGCUCAGCUCAGUGCUCCUACGAAACAGCUCUACCCCUCUUCCAUUUUUCCAGAAGACUUCUCCAUCGUGGCGACUUUGCGGCCAAAUAAGGGCAGUCAGGCAUUCCUACUGUCCAUCUAUAAUGAACAGGGCAUGCAGCAGCUGGGCAUUGAGGUGGGCCGCUCACCUGUCUUCCUCUAUGAGGACCACCUGGGAAAGCCAGGCCCUGAGGACUACCCUCUCUUCAGAGGAGUAAACCUGGCUGACGGAAAGUGGCACCGUGUGGCGCUCAGCGUCCAUAAGCAGAGUGUUACACUGAUUGUGGACUGUAAGAAGCAGACGACACGCAAGUUGGCACGAAGCCUGAACCCCGUCAUUGACACUAAAGGCAUUGUGGUGUUUGGUACACGAAUUCUGGAUGAAGAAGUGUUUGAGGGUGAUAUUCAGCAACUGAUGAUUAUAGCAGACCAUCGUGCUGCAUAUGACUACUGUCAACAUUAUAGCCCAGACUGUGAGGUUCCUGCCCAGGAGCAGCCACAAAACCAGGACCCCAACACAGACGAAUAUAACACAGAAGACGACACCUACUAUUAUGAGUACCCGUACUACGAUGACUUGGAUGCAGAGAAGAAUGAGGAGUCAUCAGUCACCCCUGGCAAGGUCACAGACUCAGGACCAAGUGACACAUCCAACACAAGGGAAACCAUAACUACAGUAGGUGGUGGAGCAGGACAUUCCGGUGGCUCGACUAGCAGUUCAUCGAGCAGUUCUUCUAGUAGUUCUUCAAGUGGUACCUCUACCACGGGAACUGGCAGCGAGUCAUAUGAUGACUACGAUGAUCCCGGGUAUGAUACGACAUAUUAUGACGAGUCAACUUCCUCGCCUGACGGCUCUGUAACAAUCACAAGCACAGGCACAGGUACGGGGGAUGACCUGGACCUGAGCAGUAGAGUGGAUCUGGGGCUGGGCGGAGAAGGGGAGAAACACAUCGUCACCUCAGUAGGAGGAGGAGGAGGAGGAGGCAUCCACACUUCCAGCACUGGUGGCUCUGGUUCUAGCACUGGAUCUGGUUCAAGCAUUAGAAUUGGCUCAGGUUCUAGCACCAGUUCGGGAUCAAGUGCCGGUUCUGGUUCUAGCACUGGAUCUGGUUCAAGCAUUAGAAUUGGCUCAGGUUCUAGCACCAGUUCAGGAUCAAGCGCUGGUUCUGGUUCCAGCACAGCAUCUGGCUCUGCUUCCACCUCUAUUACAGGAUCUGGAUCUGUUUCCACAUCCAAUGCGGGAUCUAGUUCCAGUUCCAGCUCCAGCCCAGUGGAUAAUUAUGAUGGCUAUGGCUAUGGGGUGAACUAUGGAGAGGAGUACAUUGAUGGUUUCAGUGAGGGCGAGGACGCUGUUGGAGGAGGAGGCAGCAGCAGUACUGCUUCUGUUGGGGGUGGAUCUGCUUCCGCUGGGAGCGGAUCAGUCUCAGUCGGGGGCAGCUCUGUUUCUGGUGGAGGUGGUUCAGUCUCUGUUAGUGGUUCAUCUGGAGUUGGUGGUGGAUCUGCUAGCGCUGGGGCUGGCGCGGGAGCAGGAACAGGCCAGAGAGGAGUUGGCGAGGAGGCAGAUUAUACAGACUUUGAUGGAUUUAAAGAGGAGUCCAUCACGGAUCUCACUGACUCUGACCUGGACAAGGUUUACAGUGAUUACAAAGACUACUACAGUGAAGUCUUGCCUGCUGAGACUGACAAUUACCAGGUGGAAGGAUCCAGAGGAGAGAAGGGGCAGAAAGGAGAGCCAGCCAUCAUUGAACCAGGAAUGUUGGUGGAGGGCCCGCCUGGUCCUGAGGGCCCAACUGGUCUACCUGGUCCUCCAGGAACAUCGGGAUCCCCAGGCUCCCCCGGAGAUCCUGGAGAGACUGGUCCUCCUGGUCGCCCUGGUCUUCCUGGAGCCGAUGGACUGCCAGGACCCCCAGGGACUGUCCUGAUGUUACCAUUCCGGAUGAGCUCAGGGGGAGAUGGUGGCCAUAAAGGACCUGCAGUUUCUGCCCAAGAGGCUCAGAUGCAGGCCAUCAUGCAGCAGGCUAGGCUGGCAAUGAGAGGUCCAACUGGUCCUAUGGGCUUGACCGGUCGUCCUGGACCUCUGGGUCCUCCUGGUGUGUCUGGACUUAAAGGUGAAUCUGGAGACCAGGGACUUCAGGGUCCUCGUGGUCCGAUGGGUUCUAUUGGUCCUCCUGGAAAGCCUGGUAGAAGAGGUCGUCCUGGAUCAGAUGGAGCCAGAGGCAUGCCUGGACAAACUGGACCAAAGGGAGACAGAGGUUUUGAUGGCCUAGCUGGAUUACCUGGAGAAAAGGGACAUCGGGGUGAGUCAGGACCUCAAGGACCCCCUGGACCCCCAGGAGAGGAUGGAGAAAGAGGAGACGACGGUGAGGUUGGACCUAGGGGUCUUCCUGGCGAACCGGGUCCUCGUGGUUUGUUAGGACCCAAAGGACCUCAGGGACCUCCUGGAACUCCUGGCGUGACAGGAAUGGAUGGCCAUCCUGGUCCGAAAGGAAACAUUGGGCCUCAAGGUGAGCCUGGUCCUCCAGGACAGCAAGGCAACCCUGGUGCUCAGGGACUUCCAGGACCUCAAGGAGCCAUCGGAGCCCCCGGAGAUAAGGGUCCAACAGGGAAACCAGGCUUACCAGGCAUGCCAGGAGCUGAUGGACCUCCGGGCCACCCAGGAAAGGAAGGUCCAGCUGGUGAGAAAGGUCACAUGGGACCACCUGGAGCACAAGGACCGAUCGGAUAUCCUGGCCCCCGAGGUGUGAAGGGUGCUGAUGGAGUUCGGGGAUUAAAAGGAAACAAGGGUGAAAAGGGAGAAGAUGGUUUCCCUGGAUUUAAAGGAGAUAUGGGUAUCAAGGGUGAUCGGGGUGAGCUAGGACCUGCAGGACCCAGAGGAGAGGACGGUCCUGAGGGACCUAAAGGACGAGCUGGACUUCCUGGAGAUGCUGGACCUCUUGGAUCAAGUGGAGAGAAGGGCAAGCUUGGUGUUCCAGGAUUGCCAGGUUAUCCUGGAAGACAAGGGCCAAAGGGUUCUCAAGGAUUCCAAGGCUUCCCUGGAGCCAAUGGAGAAAAGGGAACAAGGGGAACAGCUGGAAAGCCUGGACCACGAGGACAGCGAGGACCUACUGGCCCUCGUGGAGAAAGAGGCCCCAGGGGACCCACAGGAAAAGCAGGACCAAAGGGCAAUUCAGGAAGCGAUGGACCUCCAGGACCACCAGGUGAACGGGGUCUGCCAGGACCUCAGGGAUCAACUGGAUUUCCUGGGCCUAAAGGGCCUCCUGGACCAGCUGGAAAAGAUGGACUGCCUGGGCACCCCGGCCAGAGAGGAGAGACAGGUUUCCAAGGAAAGACUGGACCUCCCGGACCUCCAGGUGUGCUAGGACCUCAGGGAGCAACAGGUGAAACCGGACCAAUGGGAGAGCGAGGCCAUCCCGGACCUCCAGGACCACCAGGUGAACAAGGUCUGCCUGGACCUGCUGGUAAAGAGGGAGCCAAGGGAGAUCCAGGUCCGGCAGGCCCUGCUGGUAAAGAUGGACCCCAAGGACUGCGAGGUUUUCCUGGAGAGAGGGGGUUACCUGGGCCUGUUGGAACUGCAGGUUUGAAAGGGAAUGAAGGACCACCAGGUCCACCUGGACCUGCUGGUUCACCUGGUGAGCGAGGUCCUGCUGGUCCGACAGGUCCCACUGGACCCCCUGGACGCCCAGGACCUCAGGGACCCCCAGGGCCUGCUGGAGAGAAAGGUGGACCGGGAGAAAAAGGACCUCAAGGCCCUGCUGGUAGAGAUGGUAUUCAAGGUCCUGUUGGUUUGCCAGGUCCUGCUGGACCUCUUGGACCUCCGGGAGAAGAUGGAGAUAAGGGUGAGAUCGGUGAGCCUGGUCAGAAAGGUAGCAAAGGAGAUAAAGGAGAGCAGGGUCCUCCUGGGCCAACUGGCCCCCAAGGGCCAAUUGGUGCACCUGGUCCUGCUGGAGCUGAUGGAGAGCCCGGUCCGAGAGGACAGCAGGGUUUGUUUGGGCAGAAAGGAGAUGAGGGACCACGAGGAUUCCCUGGACCACCUGGACCUGUUGGCCUUCAGGGUUUGCCUGGACCUCCUGGUGAGAAAGGAGAAACUGGAGAUGUUGGUCACAUGGGUCCACCUGGUCCUCCUGGUCCCCGAGGCCCCUCUGGACCUCCAGGAGCCGAUGGACCCCAAGGCCCCCCUGGAGGCAUUGGAAACCCUGGGGCUGUGGGAGAGAAGGGAGACCCAGGUGAAGCUGGAGAGCCCGGCUUGCAAGGCGACGUUGGUCCUCCGGGACCAAGAGGAGAACGAGGAGAGAAAGGAGAAGCUGGUCCUGCUGGUUCUGCUGGUCCACCAGGACCUAAGGGCCCCCCUGGUGAUGAUGGUCCUAAAGGAAGUCCAGGUCCAAGUGGUUUUCCUGGUGACCCUGGACCUCCUGGAGAGCCUGGUCCACAUGGUUUGGAUGGUCCUCCUGGUGACAAAGGUGAUGACGGGGAGCCUGGUCAGCCUGGAUCUCCAGGACCAACUGGUGAAUCUGGACCAACUGGACCUCCAGGAAAGAGAGGUCCUCCAGGAGUGACAGGACCUGAGGGACGACAGGGAGAGAAAGGAGCAAAGGGCGAGGCUGGUCUUGAGGGUCCACAGGGUAAGACAGGUCCUGUUGGACCCCAAGGUGCUCCUGGCAAGCCUGGUUCUGAAGGAUUGCGAGGAAUACCUGGCCCAGUAGGAGAACAAGGUCUGCCUGGGUCUCCCGGACCCGAUGGACCCCCAGGACCUAUGGGUCCUCCUGGACUACCCGGACUGAAAGGAGACACUGGAGUUAAAGGAGAAAAGGGUCAUCCAGGUCUGAUUGGUUUGAUUGGGCCUCCUGGAGAGCAGGGAGAGAAAGGAGACAGAGGACUGCCAGGACCACAGGGAACAGCCGGACCCAAAGGAGACACGGGUAUUGCUGGCCCUGCUGGACCUCUGGGACCGAUUGGACCUCCUGGAUUGCCUGGACCCCCUGGUCCUAAAGGAGCUAAAGGAUCAUCAGGUCAAACAGGACCAAAGGGAGAAACAGGAGUACCAGGACCUCCAGGUCCACCGGGUCCACCAGGCGAUGUCAUCCACCCGCUGCCCAUGCACUCAAGCCCAAAGAGAGCACGGCGGAACGUAGACGCCAGCCAAAUAGCGGAUGACGCACCCGAUGCCAACUAUAAGGAUUAUGAGGAUGGCAUGGAGGAGAUUUUUGGCUCACUCAACUCCCUCAAGCAGGAGAUCGAACAGAUGAAACACCCACUGGGCACCAAGAACAACCCAGCACGCACCUGCAAAGACCUGCAACUCUGCCACCCUGAAUUUCCUGAUGGGGAGUACUGGAUUGAUCCAAACCAGGGCUGCUCACGAGAUUCUUUCAAGGUUUACUGCAACUUUACGGCUGGAGGAGAGAGCUGUAUCUUCCCAGAUAAAAAGAGUGAAGGAAGCAAAAUGGCUCGCUGGCCCAAAGACAGCCCAGGCACUUGGUAUAGUCGCUACAAACGGGGGUCCAUGCUCUCUUACAUGGAUGCUGAGGACAAUCCAAUUGGUGUGGUCCAAAUGACGUUUCUACGCUUGCUAAGUGCCUCGGCCCGGCAGAAUCUCACAUAUAACUGCUACCAGUCCGUGGCCUGGCAUGACCAGGAGCUAAACUCGCACGACAAGGCCAUCCGCUUCCUGGGCUCCAAUGAUGAAGAGAUGUCCCAUGACAACAAUCCAUAUAUUAGUGCCAUCAUCGAUGGAUGUGCGUUGAAAAAGGGCUAUGAAAAGACUAUUCUAGAGAUCAACACACCAAAAGUGGAGCAGAUACCAUAUGUUGACAUCAUGUUCAACGACUUCGGUGGAGCAACGCAGAAGUUUGGCUUUGAGGUUGGCCCGGCCUGCUUUAUUGGUUAAGACUGUUUACUGAGCGCACCAGGAAAUAAAAAAAAAAAAAACCAACCACAUUCUUUUUCUCAGAAACCAAAGAAA
This is a messenger RNA of Ictalurus furcatus (blue catfish), 6232 nucleotides long. It is a transcript of the gene col5a1, whose product is annotated as procollagen, type V, alpha 1. NCBI's taxonomy places the organism in Eukaryota, Metazoa, Chordata, Actinopteri, Siluriformes, Ictaluridae. Gene Ontology annotation, molecular function: extracellular matrix structural constituent. The transcript has 66 exons. The coding region runs from base 14 to 6157 and encodes 2047 amino acids. The record is from RefSeq and is a predicted model, not a curated record.